Molecule: messenger RNA, 528 nt
Organism: Anas platyrhynchos (mallard)
Lineage: Eukaryota; Metazoa; Chordata; Aves; Anseriformes; Anatidae
Source: RefSeq, a predicted model, not a curated record
AUGAUGCAGGAAGAGGCCAAGCUGUUGUACAGACAAAAGUACACAACUGUGCGACCGAGAGGAAGGACAGAACUUCUCAAAAUGGCCUCACCACCACUCAUGGCAUCCGGGAAUGCUGUCCCAGCCCCAGUGCAAAGAAGUUAUGUCUCAAUUAAUCAUUUUUCCUGCUUUUCCACUGUUUGUUUUCUGGAAAACAUUAUAAAGAACACCAGCCUAAUCAAUCAGAAGAAGAAGCUGGAAGGUGACAUUUCCCAGAUGCAGAAUGAAGUGGAGGAAUCAAUCCAGGAGUGCCGAAAUGCAGAGGAAAAAGCUAAGAAAGCAAUCACAGAUGCAGCAAUGAUGGCUGAGGAGCUUAAAAAAGAGCAAGAUACUAGUGCUCACUUAGAGAGAAUGAAGAAGAACAUGGAACAAACCAUUAAAGAUCUCCAGAAACGAUUGGAUGAGGCAGAACAAAUAGCCCUGAAAGGUGGCAAGAAACAGAUCCAGAAACUGGAAUCCAGGGUAAGUUUGUGAUCAAAUACAGACUUG